AUGGCAAACAUUGAUUACAAGUUACAAUGUCUGAUAAACAACGGCAUAAAAUUCAUUUUUAAUCUGGAGCGCGAUGAACAUAUUACUCCUCAGAGACGCUCUUUACAGUGGCUUACAGUUAAAUCGAAGCGAUGUUACUUUUUGGCUUGUUUCUUGUAUAAACUUUUUAGCUCUGGUGAACCUAGUUUCCUCAGAAGCAUGUUCGUCAAAGAAUCACCUGAUAUAAGAUGUUCUGAGAGAUUGGCUGCUAAACAUAACAAUGUCACGUUCAAAAUUCCUAAUUUUUCAACUGCGUCCUAUGAACACUCAUUCUUAAUUUCAUCAAUACCCCUUUGA
Cotesia congregata is the source of this 336-nucleotide messenger RNA. NCBI's taxonomy places the organism in Eukaryota, Metazoa, Arthropoda, Insecta, Hymenoptera, Braconidae. The record is from the annotation of a GenBank genome assembly.